AUUUUUAACAAAUGAACUAGUAUUAGCCAAUAAAAAAGAAGUAAUAGGCAAAGGCUAAAAUUCUUGAGUCUGGACAUUUCACCAAACCGAGUCCGUCUUUGAAUUUCUGUGGUGAGAGUGAAAUUAACAAUGGCGUCGAAAGCAAGCAGCUCCAUCUUCCAAAGCCUGAAACGCUACAUCAAGAAGCCAUGGGAGAUAACCGGACCCUGCGCCGACCCAGAAUACAAAAACGCUUUGCCAAAAGCGACGGAGUACCGUAUUCGCUGCCCCGCCACCACUUUGCAAAAGCCCAUCGUCCCAACCUCCGAUCCCGAAACUGUCUUCGACAUCAAAUAUUACACCCGCGAUCAACGCCGCAAUCGCCCUCCUAUACGCCGCACCAUCUUGAAGAAAGCUGACGUGGAGAAGAUGAUGAAAGAGAAAACCUUUGAUGUUAAUGAUUUUCCUAGGGUUUACUUGACUGCUAAAGUUGAAGAGGAUGAGAAUGCUGUUGGUGGAGGUUACCAGAAAUAGGCCUCUGAGAACCUGUGGCAAAAUUUAGCGUGCACCAGUUCCCUCUGUUUCACUCUUGCUGGCUUGUCAUGGAACAAAUGCAGGCCAUGUUAGCAAUAGCAAUUUCUUGAGACUCUUGAAGUUAAAGAGGAUGUGGUUUCCAACAUUAAUAAGGAUAGUUGCCUGGAUUUUGUUUAUUUUGUGGGUUUAUUCUGUUAAUCAACAUGUAUUUAUAAAUCCAGAUGCGACUGCAGUUGGGUGAUGGAUGAUUUAAUUGACUUCUUCAAGCUUUUAUGAUUUUCUAAA
Messenger RNA from Durio zibethinus, 798 nucleotides. RefSeq lists its product as uncharacterized. The record is from RefSeq and is a predicted model, not a curated record. NCBI's taxonomy places the organism in Eukaryota, Viridiplantae, Streptophyta, Magnoliopsida, Malvales, Malvaceae.